AAGGAACCAAGUAGUAUGACUCAGCCUGAUGCCAAGCGGGUGAUUAGAUUCGUGUAUUCUAGGGUGCCGAAGAGCAAGGAACCAAGUAGUAUGACUCAGCCUGAUGCCAAGCGGGUGAUUAGAUUCGUGUAUUCUAGGGUGCCGAAGAGCAAGGAACCGAGCAGUGCUGAAGACGGUAGCUCUGUUCCUCCUCCUCCUACUGAUGAAGAUGGUGAUGGCGCCACAUUUGAGGGAAGGAAAAGGCAAGAGAAGCCAAAAGGUGACUACACGUUACAAGAGAUCUAUGCUUCUCUCACGCCGGAGGAAGAAGAAGAAGUAGAUGAAUUUUUAAAUGGUCAAAGUAAAAAGCUUCCAAUAUUUCAUCCAUCGGGCAUAAUCAUUACAAAAGAGAUUGCAGCGUCGUUGAAUGAUGAAAAGUGGUUAAAUGGCGAAAUAAUCAAUCUGUACCUUAUCUUGUUUGAGGAGAGGCAAACAAGACAUCCGGAUAAGUUUUUAAAAUGCCUCUUUGCUGAUACAUAUUUUUUCCCCAUGGUUAGUUGAUUUGGAUGACUAUGCUUGUAGGUAUCAAGUUCAAAUGGUCAAAGCUAACUGCUAGUUUUCUCUCCUGUGCAGGUUGAGCAAGAUAAUGACAGAAUUAAAAGAUAUCUGUUCUACAAAGUUUUAGUGAAAGAA
Panicum virgatum (switchgrass) is the source of this 672-nucleotide messenger RNA. RefSeq names its product ubiquitin-like-specific protease 1A. The coding region runs from base 16 to 540 and encodes 174 amino acids. The transcript is spliced from 2 exons. Lineage: Eukaryota; Viridiplantae; Streptophyta; Magnoliopsida; Poales; Poaceae. The record is from RefSeq and is a predicted model, not a curated record.